UUAUGUGUAAAGUUGAAGUGUUUAUGGGAAGAUAAAAUUGCGCUCGCAUUGCUAAUUAUAAAAACGAUCGACUCGCCUUUCUUAUUCGAUACACGCACAUCGAAAUGUGUUCGAUUCAGUUCUUGGUGGUUUAUUUGGCCCUUGUCACCGUCGUUUCAGGACAAUCCAUAGUUCUCGCCAACAACAAGUUGUCUUUGGAGAUUCAACCAAGAACCAAUGAAAGCUUGAAUCUGGUCUUUGGUGAAGCCAAUAAGACUCGUCUUGUUGGAAAGAUCGGUUUAGGCCUUGACGUGGAAAACGCGACGGAGUGUUACGGCCUGGAGAAUUGUUUGCAGUUUGGAGAGCAUGUUCAGCUGCACGUGCUCAGACACCUGGAGGAUGGUUUCACGAUCCUGUGGCAAACAGAAGACGUAUCUAUAGAGUUUCGCGAUUGUAUCGAUCUGCAGAGUGCGACAAAGCGAUGGUUCGGAGGUCCUCAAUGGCACAGACAGGAAUGGCCUAUUGAGAAAAUGCGGAUGCACGAAUUUCCUUACGUUACCUCUGCGAAGAAUGGUUCGGCCAUCGCCGAACCCUACUGGUUGGAUUCCCAUGGAAACUACGUCUUUGUCGAUCGAAGGACACCUCUGUUCGUCGAUCAAAAUGUCAUAGACAUUGGUCACAUCUGCUUCACAGCCAAACAGAGCAUUCCUUAUUUUGGCAGGAAACGGAUUUUGCUGCAGUAUACGAUUUCGGGAUUACCAAAUACGCGGGAAGCGCAUUUGCACGCAGUGAAAAACUUCUUAGGAAAACCGAAAGGUCGUCCCAACAACAAGUUUCUUAGUAAACCUAUAUACACAACCUGGGCUCGUUUCAAGACGCAAAUCAACGAUUCGAUCGUGCUCGAUUUCGUGGAUAAUAUCAAAAGAUAUCGUCUGCCGAUAGGACACUUCGUAAUCGACGAUUCUUGGGAGGACUGCUACGGCUCGCAGGUGUUCGACACCGAACGAUUUCGUUCCAUUUCCGAUACUUUGUGGACGUUGCGCUACGAAAGGUUCACCUACUCCUUCUGGAUCCAUCCUUUCAUUAACGUAAAUUGCGAAGAUUUAUCUGAAAUCGGGAACCGCAAUGGAUUAUUCAUGAAGAACUUAUGGGGAAUGACUGGAACGACAUGGUGGAACAGUGAGGAGCAGCAGUCGCAGCAUUUGGAUUUCAGCAAGACCGAGGUUCGGGAUUGGUUUGUGAACGCACUGAAGAGGUUGCAAUAUGAGCACAAGGUUCACAGCUUCAAGUUUGAUGCCGGAGAGAGCAGCUGGGCACCCUACAGAGCUGAAAUGAUGGGCGACGUCGAACUUUCACCCAACCAGAUGACCACCAACUAUGUCCGUAUGGCUGCCGGCUUCGGAGAUCUCGUGGAGGUCCAUUCCGGAUACAACACGCAGGACUUGCCAGUUCUGGUUAGGAUGAUUGAUAAAGAUUCCACCUGGGGCGCCGAUAAUGGACUGCCCACCCUCAUCACAACUUUACUCCAGAUGAACAUUAACGGAUACACUUUAGUUUUACCGGAUAUGAUCGGCGGUAAUGGGUAUAAUGGGAAGCCGAGCGCCGAGCUCUACGUCAGAUGGUUACAGGCCACAAUUUUCAUGCCCGCAAUUCAGUUCGGCUACGUCCCCUGGGACUUCAUCGAAGAAGAAACCGACAUCGAUGUGGUCAGAAUAACCAGAGAUUUAAUGGAAUUGCGCGAGUAUUUUUCGAACGAGAUUGCUUUGGCCAUGAUCAACAGCACGGACCGAGGACACCCGGUGAACGGGCCUCUCUGGUGGGUGGAUCCGACCAAUCCGGAAGCGCACAAGGUUGACAACCAAUUCAUGUUGGGUGACAACAUCAUGGUUGCUCCGGUUGUCGCCCAGACCAAGAUUUCGAGAGAUGUUUACUUUCCGAAGGGUAGCUGGGUGAGCGGCCAACGACCUACGGUAGCUUACAAAGGUCCCUUCGUGAUGAAGUACCCCGUGAACAUCACCAGCUUGCCGUACUUUGUUCGAAGAGGUUCAUCAGCUCACGAUGUCGUCAAGCGUAUACAUCACUUAAACUGAUUCAAUAAAUAUGUAGUUAGUAGAUAUUAUAAAAAAAGACACAUUUAAUUUUUCAG
Molecule: messenger RNA, 2125 nt
Organism: Nicrophorus vespilloides
Lineage: Eukaryota; Metazoa; Arthropoda; Insecta; Coleoptera; Silphidae
Gene: tobi
Exons: 9
Coding region: 105-2069 (654 amino acids)
Biological process (GO): carbohydrate metabolic process
Molecular function (GO): hydrolase activity, hydrolyzing O-glycosyl compounds
Source: RefSeq, a predicted model, not a curated record